AUGAUGUCAACUAAUAUUUCAAUAUGUUCGCUGAUAUCUGUGGGAUUAAUCCUUUCAUUACCAUUGUCGGAUGCCUUUCAAGGAAUGGAAGUUGGACCAAGACAAUACAGCACCACCGCCACCAGACUGUACAAUUCACAAAAGAAAAAGCCACGAUUUUCACAGCAAGCUCAUAUUCAAAAGAAGGAAUCAAUAUCACGGAGCAAACCUAAACCUUGGGAUUCUGGAAAGUCCAUUGACGAGCUCGAAUCGAAAUUGAUGUCAAGGUGGGGAACUUUGGAAGACCAGCAAGCACCUACGUCCAAUGGCAAAACGAAGAAAAAGCAAACGUCCCGGUCCACGCCAGACCUCAGAGCGCCUGUAUUUGAUCCUUGGGAUGACGACGAACAGCCUAAGCGACAAGUUGUCCGUGAAUAUUACGAUGAGGAUGAUGAAGGAUUUGAGUAUGUUGAAUUGGAAGAUGACGAAGAAUUCGACAUAAGCGAAAUACAGUUUGACGAUACCGAUACCGUAUUCUCCGGGCAAUCGUCCAAGUUUGAAUCUAGAAAAAUGAGAGUUGGAGACUUGAUUUCACCCAAACCAGUGGGUGGGAGAGGGACUUUUAAGUCGGACGAUGAAGCAGGCGGCUACUUUUUCAAUCCCAAGAGCACCACCACAGCUCCCAUAGACAACAAGAAGAAAAGCCAAUCGGCACAGACAAAAGAGAAGAAGGAAGAAGCAGAACCGAAGAAAAAAGAACCAAAGGAAUCCGCGAAAGAGAUCAUGGGAGAGAAUGGAAAGCCACUUUUGUUGUGUGUAGAAGAAGCUAUGUCACGGUUCGAAUCGACAGUGGAAGAAGGUGUGAUGGACACUAUUGAUGCCACGGAAGAAUCUCCCAUUGUCGCUCUCGCAAAAAAGAAAUCGUGGGAAGACUUGGGAAUCACAUCGCCCAUUCUGCUGGAGAACCUUGACUACAUGAAUUGUCUGGCGCCUUUGGAUGUUCAGGUCAAGACAGUGCCAGCUGCCCUGACAGGCAAUGAUGUGUUGGUGGGAACCUACACAGGUAGUGGAAAGACUCUAAGCUUUUUGGCACCCUUGAUACAGAGACUGCUAUGGGAUGGCGACAAUGUUGAUUUCAAGAAUCUCGGCCUUGCCAUUUUGAUCAUUGCCCCAGGACGUGAAUUGGCGAGUCAAAUUACCAGUGUUACUCGUGAACUGAUUCAGGAUACCGGUUUGACAGUACAACUUGCGAUUGGAGGAACUACCUUCUCUAGAAAUUUGGAACAAAUUCGAAAACGAAAACCCAACAUUAUCGUUGGAACACCUGGUCGUAUCGCCGAACUGGUAGUUGGGAAACCUGGAGAAAAGAGCGGACGACUUAAGAUUGCCUCUUUGCAGUCCUUGGUCAUGGAUGAAUUCGAUGCUUUGUUGGAGUACAAGCCACACCGUGAACCCACCCGCGCCAUUAUGACGACCUUGAAAAGGCGGCAUCGGGACUCCAUGCAAUCCAUUCUAUGUUCCGCCACAGCUUCCGACAUUAUGGAAUCCUCCAAGGUGGUAGACUUUUUGCGACCUGGAUUUGAAACUGCCAUGGCCGACGAGACGGAUGUCCUUGUCUCACGCAAAAACAAAAAGUCGACCAUGGUCAGCAAGACCGCCUUGCACGGUGUUAUGCACGUACCACACCGCCGAUUUGCCUUGGACACUCUUCGACGAGUCUUGCACACAGAUCCAAACCCGCAGCAGAUCCUUAUCUUUGUAGAGAACUCUCGCAAGGUAGACAUUGUCGUUGAAAAGUUGGGGAAUAUGGGAAUUGUGGCAGCACCGCUUCACGGUGGUAUGAAUAGUGACAAGAUGGACCGUGCUGAAGUAAGCAAAGCACUCCGGGAAGGAUACGUGGGCAUUGUGGUGGCUACUGAACUUGCGGCUCGUGGAUUGGACGCUCCUCUACUUACGCAUGUCAUCAACUUGGAUCUUCCAACCGACGCCUCGCACUAUGCCCAUAGAUCGGGUCGAUGCGGUAGAGGAGGACGACCGGGUGUAGUCAUCAACUUUACCACUGGUCCAAAGGAACGAAACGUACCCCAACGAUUCGCCGAUUCUUUGGGAAUUGAAAUGCACAGUGUCGAAGCAAGGAGUGGGAAACUGGUCAUGGUUGAUCCAACAACCCAAAAAUUGGAUGAAUAA
This is a messenger RNA of Cylindrotheca closterium, 2166 nucleotides long. Lineage: Eukaryota; Bacillariophyta; Bacillariophyceae; Bacillariales; Bacillariaceae. The record is from the annotation of a GenBank genome assembly.